UUGAGGACCCUAAGACUCACUAUCAACUAUAAUGAAAUUUGAACAAACCUCUUUUAGGAAGAAAGUGACAGCUUAUAUAAAACGACAUAGUGUGGGCAUAUGAUAAUAAGAGCUGGCUCCUCUUAAUGCUUACUAUGGGGUUAGGCAUUGUGCCUUGUAAGAACUAAGUAAGGACCCAAGGAUGUUACUACUUCAGGCCAAUUGGAACUCAAUACACAAUAAUGAGAAUGGUGUUUUGAAUGUGGAGGCUGUGGACCCACGAGGUCGAACCUUACUGCACCUUGCUGUUUCUUUGGGACAUUUGGAAUCUGCUAGAGUCUUGCUCCGACAUAAAGCAGAUGUUACAAAAGAAAAUCGCGAGGGAUGGACAGUUUUACACGAGGCUGUGAGCACUGGUGACCCUGAGAUGGUGUACACAGUUCUUCAACACCGAGACUACCACAACACGUCCAUGGCCCUCGAAGGAGUUCCUGAGCUGCUCCAAAAGAUCCUCGAGACUCCAGACUUCUAUGUGCAGAUGAAAUGGGAGUUCACCAGCUGGGUGCCCUUGGUUUCCAGAAUAUGCCCAAAUGAUGUCUGUCGCAUUUGGAAAAGUGGUGCCAAACUGCGUGUUGAUAUCACAUUGCUGGGAUUUGAGAACAUGAGCUGGAUAAGAGGGAGGCGUAGUUUCAUAUUUAAGGGAGAAGACAACUGGGCGGAGGUGAUGGAAGUCAACCAUGAUGACAAAGUGGUCACCACUGAACACUUUGAUCUUUCCCAGGAAAUGGAGCGCCUCACUCUGGACUUGAUGAAGCCAACAGGCAGGGAGGUUGAAAGGCGGCUCACGAGCCCAGUCAUUAACACCAGCCUCGAUACUAAAAAUAUUGCUUUUGAAAGAACUAAAGCCGGAUUCUGGGGCUGGAGGACAGAUAAAGCAGAAGUUGUUAAUGGUUACGAAGCAAAGGUUUACACAGUAAAUAAUGUGAGUGUGAUAACCAAAAUACGGACAGAACAUUUGACCGAGGAAGAGAAAAAGAGAUAUAAAGCGGACAGGAACCCGCUGGAAUCCUUGUUGGGAACUGUGGAACACCAGUUUGGUGCUCAAGGGGACCUCACCACAGAAUGUGCCACUGCAAACAACCCUACAGCCAUCACACCUGACGAGUACUUCAGUGAAGAGUUUGAUCUGAGAGACAGGGACAUCGGAAGGCCGAAAGAGAUGACGAUCAGAACACAAAAGUUCAAAGCCACGCUGUGGAUGUGUGAGGACUUUCCUCUCUCCCUGGUGGAGCAGGUCAUUCCCAUCAUUGACCUCAUGGCCAGAACGAGCGCUCAUUUCGCAAGACUGAGAGAUUUCAUCAAAUUGGAAUUCCCACCUGGAUUUCCUGUCAAAAUAGAAAUUCCCUUGUUUCAUGUAUUAAAUGCACGGAUCACAUUUGGAAAUGUUAAUGGCUGUAGCACUGCUGAAGAAACUCAAAAUGUGGAAGGGACCCAGGCAGAUUCAGCUUCCCCGGUCACAGGCUUCGAGGUUGAUCAGUCUGUGUUUGAAGUUCCCGAAUCUUACCAUGUUCAGGACAAUGGCAAAAACAUGCACCUGCAGGACGAAGACUACGAGAUCAUGCAGUUUGCCAUCCAGCAGAGCUUACUGGAAUCGAGCCGGAGUCAGGACCUUUCAGGACCAGCUCCGAAUGGAGGGAUCAGCCAGACACAUGUCUACGAUGUCCAAUAUGAGAGGGCCAUCCAAGAGAGCCUCCUCACCAGCUCAGAAGGCCUGUACUCUGGUGCCUCGAGUGAGACAAGCCAUUUUGAUAGCGAUUUGCAGCUGGCCAUGGAGCUCUCUGCCAAAGAGCUGGAGGAGCAGGAGCUGCGGCUGCGGGAGGAGGAGGCGGAGCUCCAGCAGGUCUUGCAGCUGUCUCUCACUGAGAAGUAGACCUUUCUGCCCACAGCGGCACAGAGCAGAGCUCUGGGCUGCACGCGGUGCUACGUGACCAGGGCCUGGGGCUGAGGGCCUGACCGCACCUCGCAUGUGCACAGCGGACGGCGACUGCCCCCUUCUUUACGCAGAGGCGCAGAACCAGGGCCCCCUGGGUCCAUCCACAACACUCCCCGGUGAAGGGACUGGGGACCAGCAGGCCACAUCUCCAGACUAAGGGGAGGGGAGCAUCGUCACUUUCCAUGAGCUGUGUUGGCUUGCAGGUCACAUUUUUACUACCAGCUUUAGACAAAAAACCCCAAUCCCCCGCAGAUCUGUAGGUUCGUUUUUACCAAGGAGUGAUAACAAAACAAGUUAUUGCAGAGUCAGGGUGCUUUUAUAUAUGAGAGCAGCAGCCUUUGUAGAGUGUGGUUUAUGAAAAUUUAUGAUACUUCACAGUUCACCAAAGAAAUGGAUAAUCUGUGCCGAUCUACUCUUCAUUUUUACCUUUAUACAGGGUUCUAGGCCACCAUCACUGUUCCUCCUCCAUCUCCACCUCCUUCCAUUCUUUCCAUCCCUAGCUAAAGUUAAAGAGGAGAUGUGUACAGGAUCUAUUUUAGAUUAGGGUUAACUAUUUGCAUCAAAUUAAGAUAUACUAAUGACCAUGGAUGUUGCCUUAGCCUUAAAAAUUACUAAUAAUUUCAAACCACCUCACUUCAUUCAUUGAGGGAUCUGAUUUGAACUUGUAAAGGCAGUUCCUUUGAGAGUAGGAUCCUCCAGGCUAAACCCAAGGCAGCUAAUCCUGGCCCUGAAGGAACAGCUGGAACUGAGUUUUGUUCUUGCAGUGGGCAGGCCGGCCAAAAUACCAGACAGCAUAGAACCAAACGAUGCGUGUGUUCCACACGUCCCUAGUGGAGGGCCAGGAAGACCCACCCACUGCACGUCCUCAGCUUGCUGGAGGAGAAGGGGUGGGGUUAGAAACGGAGCUACAAAUGGAACUCAAUGGCUCUAUAUUCAGAAGGGAAAGUGAUGAUUCCACAUUGCUUUUCAGAGUUCAAAUCAUCUUUCUCGAUAAAUAUAUUUUUUAACAGAAUCUUUUUAUUAUUUUUAAAAGAUAUAAAAACUAUUCCCAUCAGUAGCAAUACAAGGUUAUACAUUUUAACCAGAUUUCUCAGGCCUCUUUUGGAUACCUUUAGUAGUUAACUAUUUUGUCUAACCCUUCUGUAAAUAACCAUCACAGAACAUACAGCUGAGGGUGCCCUCACUCUGGCCGGCUGUGUAUUCAUGCUCACAGGCUGCACUGAAAUAACCUGGUAAAUAAUACCCUCCUGUUUUACAUCAGUUUCCUGAGUGUUAGGCUUCUUUUGGGAUGGGAAGAGAAACAUGAAUUACGUUCCAGUUAAAGUCUGUAACACAGUUAGCAUUGCCAGUAAAAUGUUCCUAGCCACAAGGAAAUGUGUUUUUGAUUCAGUAUAACCAUCUUUCUUUCUUGUCAUGGUCUGACCAAAAUUCCUUCUCUGCACACCAGGCCAGUAUAUGCAGCAUCACCUUUGUUUCAAAUACAUACCUUGGCCUUUUGUUUACUGAAUAUUUACCUUGAGUGAGGACAGGACUUGGGAAUGGCUGCAGUUAGGCGACAUUGUUUACUCACUAAGGUGAACGCAGGUAAUCUCUUAUGUUUGCAUUCCAUUGUUCUGCUUCCCGUGUCUCUGACUUUCUCCCAGGAAGUCAAUUAAAAAGGGACUGAGCUUUUUGUCA
Molecule: messenger RNA, 3649 nt
Organism: Myotis davidii
Lineage: Eukaryota; Metazoa; Chordata; Mammalia; Chiroptera; Vespertilionidae
Gene: ANKRD13A
Product: ankyrin repeat domain 13A
Exons: 16
Coding region: 182-1909 (575 amino acids)
Cellular component (GO): cytoplasm
Molecular function (GO): protein binding
Source: RefSeq, a predicted model, not a curated record